Molecule: messenger RNA, 2864 nt
Organism: Papilio xuthus (Asian swallowtail)
Lineage: Eukaryota; Metazoa; Arthropoda; Insecta; Lepidoptera; Papilionidae
Gene: chico
Product: insulin receptor substrate 1 chico
Exons: 11
Coding region: 738-2864 (708 amino acids)
Biological process (GO): insulin receptor signaling pathway
Cellular component (GO): cytosol; plasma membrane
Molecular function (GO): phosphatidylinositol 3-kinase binding; insulin receptor binding
Source: RefSeq, a predicted model, not a curated record
GUAAAGUAAUGUUUUGUGUACGUGAAUCCGAACUUUGCUAUAGUACUAUUUUCUCGUAAUCGUCGUUCAAAUAAAUGACACGCAAUAGCGAGGAACCAAUAAAAGACGACGCGCAAAUACAUGAGUUUUUAUAAAUCAAGUGCACAACAUACAAACGUAGUAGUCGUGUAAUUUGAUUCUUGCAAAUUUUGCGUUUUGCACCACCGUUUCUAGGCGAUAUAAGGCAAAAAAUAUAUUGUUUUGAUAUUGCACUGGCAUGACGACGGCGUGAUUCCCAUGCCCUGCGUUCCUAGUUCCUACGGAAGGGCGUGCAGAUUACGUUUACUAUGAAUGAUUUUAUCUCUUUCUAAACUAAAGUGUCUGUGAAUGACCGAGUGUAAUAGCGAGCGUACCGAAUUAUGGAGUGAAAAGUGUUUGUUGUUGAUAUAUCUUGAUAUUUCCAACGCGACGCAAGUGUUGUUAUCUCGUCCGGGAAUCGUAGUGGCGCGGUAGAGAGUUAAAGUGUUAGCGGUCAUAUGGCGCCCGACGGACUACGCCGGACGCAAAUUUGCUACGCCAUUCGAUUAAUUACCAAGCACAUUACUAUUUACGCGCUAUUGAAAAGAGAUAGUACGUAUUUUUAGUCGCUUCGACGGUUAGGACUAGAAUUCCGUGUGACUUUCGUCACGUAAACAACUUCAAGGUUAAGCGCUCGUCGUGUGUCUACGGGCUAGGGGCUGGGAUGCUGGCACGCUGACAUGGCUGCGAUAUCGGGCGGCGCCGUAGUGCGCCAGGGCCACCUCCGAAAAUUGAAGACCAUGAAGAAAAAGUACUUCGUUUUGCGCGCCGAAACCAACGAGUGUCCCGCACGCCUGGAGUACUACGAGUCGGAGAAAAAGUUCCGCGCGGGGGCCGCGCCGCGCAGGUUCCUGCCGUUGAAGAGCUGCUACAACAUAACUAGGAGAUUGGAUCUGAAGCAGAAGCAUGUGAUCGCCUUGUUCACGCGGGAGGAGCAGCUGUGUAUAGUGGCGGAGAACGAGCAGGAGCUACACGCGUGGUUAACGGCCAUCCUGAAGCUGCACCACUCGGACGACGCCAGCGACGAGCUGCUGCACCCCAUACAACACGUGUGGCAAGUGAACGUGCAGAAGAAGGGUCUGGGUGCGUCGAAGAGUAUCCAGGGGCUGUACAACCUGUGCCUCACGGACAAGACUCUCACCCUCGUUAAGAUUAAGAGUCACAACAAUAUUAUCAGCGACCUCGGAAUACCGGAGCGUGUCGAGUACUCUCUCAAGAACAUCAGAAGAUGCGGCGAUUCGGAGUGCUUCUUCUACAUGGAGGUGGGGCGGCAGACUGCGACCGGCGCCGGCGAGCUCUGGAUGCACUCGGAGGAUUCUAACAUAGCGCAGAGCAUGCACUCCACGAUAUACCACGCGAUGAGGAACUGUGCGAAGGAGACGGAGAACGAGAAGGACCACAUAAUCCUGAGCAAGAAUUCCCUGCUGGACGGCACCAACCCCCUGCCCGCGCGCCGACAGACAUACUCCGACGGCAGGGGGCGCGCCGGACUCUACAAUGAGAAGGGCCUGUGCGUUGGCUCGUGUAUAAGACAGUGCGUGUGUUCCGCCACCUACUCCAUAGAGGACUCAGCCGCGGCACUCGCACCCUUCACUACGAACAAUGAUGCGAGCACGCUGCGGAACCGCUGCGACAGCAUGCCCUCGCGCGCUUGCUCCUCCUUCGAGAGCGAGCGCGCGCCGCCGCGACACGACCUGCUUGAUGGGCUGGACUCGUCGCGCGACGACAUCGACUGCGUGGAGUGGUACCGCACGCCGCGCAUUCCUGAGGAGCCUGACUGCAUCGACGUAUCCAAGGACUUUAUCAACCUAACGCGGCGCGGCGCGUCGGUCCAGCACUCGCGCACGUCGUCGCUGGGCGCGUCCUCGGGCUCCGCGGACGAGGGCUACCUCGCCAUGGGGCCGCCGCCGGAGCCCUGCGGCGCCGCCCCGCCGCCCCCGCCCGCCUCGCUCUCCAGCGGCUCCGUCUGCUCCGGCACGCCCUCCACAGACCCUAGGUUUAGCGAGUACCAGCUGGAGCCGGCCAUGUCGCACAUCGCGGAGGAGAGGUCGGCGCGCGCCUACAGCGUGGGCUCGCGGCCGGGCGGCACGCGCGUCGAGCCCGCCCGCCUGCGCGCCUACAGCGCCGGAGCGCGCCGCCGCCCCGCGCCCCGCCCCAGCCAGGGAGACUUCCUCGAGCUCGACUUCUCCAACAACUCGCCCCCGCCCAAGGUGAUAGUUCCUCGGACUCCGCCGACUAUUGGCUUCUUCGAAUCGAAGAAGAAUACGGACGAGUACGUGGACAUGUUGCCGCGCAACUCCGGCUACGUGGAGAUGAAGCCCGGCGAGCCGCCCGCGCCCGCCGCCGCCACGCCCGCCACGCCCGACGGCUACGUCGAGAUGACGUGCGGCCGCCCCGCCCACAGCGCGCACGCCCCGCCCGCCGAGCCGCCCGACACGCCCCCCCAGCCCGCGCCGCCCCACGCCGCGCCCCACGCUCAGGGGCAGCAGACCUCGCAGAACUCCCACCACUUGUCCACGGUUCGGGAGAUAUCGGAGGACGGGCGGCGCAGCCCCGACUCCUCCCAGUACGUCACCCUGGCGCAGUCCCCCUCGCCGGAACUCAAGGAUGACACUAAAUCGAAAGCGAUGGACACGACUGAUAAUAAAACCUGUGAGACGAGCCCGGUGGCGGGCAGUCCCGGCGGCGCGCUGCACUACGCCGCGCUCGACCUGGAGCCCAGGCGCGCGCCCGCCGCCGCCGCGCCCCGCCUCUACACGCAGAUAGACUUCCUGCGCAGCGAGCAGCUGCACCCGCACGCCACGUAG